Magnolia sinica is the source of this 1218-nucleotide messenger RNA. RefSeq lists its product as uncharacterized. The record is from RefSeq and is a predicted model, not a curated record. Lineage: Eukaryota; Viridiplantae; Streptophyta; Magnoliopsida; Magnoliales; Magnoliaceae. Bases 1 to 1218 code for a protein of 405 amino acids. The transcript has 4 exons.
AUGGCUACCCCAUCUGAGUUCCCACCCACGGCAGUCGAGACUUUCAAUACGACUGGUCGUUCUAUUCCUUCAACCCAUGCUCGUCGUGCAGAUGCUUCACUCGACCCUACGAGUCCUUACUACCUUCACAACUCAGACAAUCUAGGUACGACAUUGGUCUCUAACACCUUGACUGGAGAUAACUAUUCCACUUCGAGCCGAGUAAUGAGAAUGACUUUAAGUGCAAAAAACAAAUUGAGCUUCAUCGACAAGACCAUUCCUAAACUUGAUUCAGUAGUGAAUCCAGGUGAAUUUGCACAAUGGCAACGCUAUAACGACAUGGUUCUCUCUUGGAUCCUCAACUCUGUUGCUGCAAAUCUUGCCAGUAGUCCUAUCUACACGGAUUCGGCAUCGGAGCUAAAAGGAUAUUGGGAUGAGUUGGCAUCUUAUUCAUUGCUGCCAUCAUGCACUUGUGGAGUGAUGAAGAUCCUUCAUGAUCGUGAUCAAGAAGAGAAGGUCCUUCAGUUCCUCAUGAGACUCCACGACUCUUAUGUUGCUAUCCGUGGACAUAUCCUACUCAUGAAUCCCUUACCUUCUCUUAACAUGGCCUAUGCUCUUGUAUUACAAAAGGAGAAACAGAGGGAGAUUGCCAAUUCUCUUCACAAUCCAGUUGGUAUGGCACUAGCUGUAAAUCGUUCUUUUUUCAGCUCAUGUUCUCUUCUCGACUCUAUUGGCCAUGGUCGUGGAAAGGGCAAAGAACGGACCACUUGUGACCAUUGUCGUGAUCUUGGACUUUCUGGACUUAUUCAUUCCAUCAAUCAGUGCUACCAGCUGCAUGGUUAUCCCUUAGGCCAUUGUUUGCAUAAAGCUAAGGAUGACACUUCCAGCAAAGGUGUCAUUAGUGCCAAGCCUUCUUCUCAUAAUGCCAACAAAGAUAAGUCCACGUCCAUUGCUCUAUCAUUCACUCAGGACCUUACAACGAGGACGAUGAUUGGUUUGGGUAAAGAAGUUGGUGGUCUCUAUCUGUUCAACCUGACUACCUCAAAUUUCAUUAAAGCAUUCGCUGCUCAUUAUAAAGCCUCACCACAUAUUUGGCAUCAACGGUUGAGACACCCAUCUCAUGCUAGAUUUCAACAUCUCACCCAAGAUCCGCAUUGGUGUGAAGCCAUGGACGCUGAACUUGCUGCUUUGGACGCUAAUGGCAUAUGGACCUUGGUUGAUUUACCUCCUGGCCGCUAA